AGAAGGAAAGUGCUCAGAAAAAGGCUGCUGAUCAAAAAACCAAAGUGCCAGAACCUACUAAGACCAGUUCAAGCCAGCCCCAACCUGCUGGUAUCAGUACCAGUACUUCCACCAGCACUAUCACCAAUAGCAGCAAUGGCAAACGUGCAUCUGCCAAUGGCCAGCAGCCAGCUGCGUCCCGUUACCUGCCUCGUGAGGUGCCUCCACGUUUCCGCCAGCAAGAACAGAAGCAGCUAUUAAAAAGAGGUCAGCCAUUACCUCCUGGGACUCUUACCACUGUAAGCCCAGCACAAGGUACUGGACAAGCAGGGGCAAGUCCUCCUCCUCUAACAGGAGCAGGUGGACAGCAUCAUCCAAGUAAACUUCAAUCAGCCCUACAGGAUGAGGCUCAUGCUGUACAAAGCCGACAUAUUGAAGCGGAGAGCCCAGGCGAACAUAGAUGCAGACGUAGAGGCAGCUCUGCACACAAUGUAGCGUCUCCUAGGAUGGUUGGGCGACACCUUUCUUCAGAUCUCAGUCACAGUGGAUUGGUAGACCAUUAUGAAAAUUCCCACUGGGGACAGCAGCCUACUUUUAGAAGUGAAGCCAACUGCACCUGGGAUAAAGUGAUAAUAGAUAGGACUGACAAGGAGGCGUGGCCUUCCAUUACAGUAACUGAGACUGAAUCUGUUUCAGAAUGUACUACAGACAUUGACUCUGCCUCCAACUGUGGCCCAGAGAACAGUAGCAUGGCUACAGGGAGUGCCCACAGCAACUUCACUGGACAUACAAAGAAAAAUAAUGGCAAUAAUGGCGCAAAUGGAGCACUCGUCCAAAGCACUUCUAAUCAGAGUGCCCUUGGAGCAAGUGGAGCAAAUGGUAAUGGAAAUUCAUCUAGAGUGUGGGGUGUGACCACAGGCUCCAACUCUAAUCUAGCUCACUGCUCUAUCAGUGGUGGGGAUGGAAAAAUGGACAACAUGAUUGGAGAUAGUAGAAGUCAGAACUGCUGGGGUACUUCCAACCCAAAUGCUGGCAUUAAUCUUAACCUUAAUCCUAAUGCCAACCCAGCUGCCUGGCCUGUACUUGGACAUGAAGGAACUGUGGCAACAGGCAACCCUUCCAGUAUUUGCAGUCCAGUCGGUGCCAUAGGUCAAAAUAUGGGCAACCAGAAUGGGAACCCAACAGGCACUUUAGGUGCUUGGGGAAACUUGCUGCCUCAAGAGAGCACAGAACCACAAACGUCCACUUCUCAGAAUGUGUCUUUCAGCGUACAACCUCAGAACCUUAACACUGAUGGACCAAAUAACACUAACCCUAUGAACUCUUCACCAAACUCUAUCAAUGCAAUGCAGACAAAUGGACUGCCGAAUUGGGGAAUGGCUGUUGGUAUAGGGGCCAUCAUCCCACCCCACCUGCAAGGCCUUCCUGGUGCUAAUGGAUCAUCAGUUUCUCAAGUCAGUGGGGGCAAUGGUGAAGGAAUUAGCAGUUCAGUAUGGGGGAUGUCCCCAGGUAAUCCUGCCACAGGAAAUAAUAGUUCUGGGUUCAAUCAGGGGAAUGGAGACACUGUGAACUCAGCAUUAAGUGCUAAACAAAAUGGAUCCAACAGAAUAGAUCCAGCUGUGCAGAAGGAAGGGAAUGGAGCAAAUGCAUGGGAUUCAGGGCCUCCUGCUGGUCCUGGAGUUCUCGCCUGGGGAAGGGGCAGUGGCAGCAAUGGUGUUGGUAAUAUGCAUUCUGGAGCUUGGAGCCACUCCAGCCGUAGCACCUCAAAUGGUGUGAAUGGGGAAUGGGGAAAGCCCCCAAACCAGCAUUCCAAUAAUGACAUCAAUGGGAAAGGAACAAUGGGGUGGGAUAACCCUAGUGUUACCAACCAGAAUCCUGCCAUACAACAGGGCAAUGAACAACUGAACUCUUGGGCCAAAGCUGGCACUUCUGGCACUGCGACAAGUGAAGGAAGCAGUGACAGUUCUGGAAGUCAAAAUGAAGGAAGCACUGGGAGGGAAGGAGUUGGAGAGAGCCGACGCAGAGAUAAAGGAAUUAUAGACCAAGGGCAAGUCCAGUUGCCAAGGAAUGACCUUGACCCAAGAGUACUGUCCAAUACUGGUUGGGGACAAACUCCUGUAAAGCAAAACACUGCCUGGGAAUUUGAGGAAUCCCCUAGGUCUGAGCGAAAAAAUGACAAUGGGACAGAGGCCUGGGGUUGUGCAACUACUCAACCUUCAAACUCAGGGGGGAAGAACGAUGGGUCCAUCAUGAACAGUACAAAUACCUCUUCAGUAUCUGGGUGGGUCAACUCACCCUCUGCUGCUGUUCCAGCAAAUACAGGUUGGGGAGACAACAACAACAAGGCACCAAAUGGCCUCGGGGGUUGGGGGGACUCAAUAAACUCUACUGCUGUCAAUAAUGCUGCUGCCAAAAGUGGCCAUGCUUGGAGUGGGACUGUAAAUCAGGGGGACAAAUCACCUACCUGGGGUGAACCUCAGAAACCCAAAUCUCAAAACUGGGGAGAUGGACAAAAGUCCAAUCCAGGCUGGACUUCAGGGGGGGGAGAUUGGACAGAUUCAUCAUCUGUCCUUGGAAAUUUGAGUGAUGGAAAAAAGAAUGGAUCAGGAUGGGAUGCUGACAAUAAUAGAUCAGGUUCUGGUUGGAAUGAUGCAAGAUCUGGGACCAGUGGAUGGGGCAGUGGCACAAAUGCUAAGGUUAAUCCAGGUACAAAUUGGGGGGAGUCUUUAAAAUCUGGUCCCCAGCAAAACUGGUCUAAUAAACCCCAAGACAACAAUGUGAGUAACUGGGGAGGAGCUGCUUCUGUUAAGCAGACUGGAUCAGGAUGGGUUGGUGGGCCAGUACCAGCCAAACAGAAGGACAUUAGCGAGGCUACAGGUUGGGAAGAACCUUCUCCCCCCUCCAUUCGACGUAAGAUGGAAAUUGAUGAUGGUACCUCAGCUUGGGGUGACCCAAGCACCUACAACAAUAAAACUGUAAACAUGUGGGAUAGAAACAAUCCUGUGAUCCAGAGCAGUACCACAACCAACACCACUACCACCACCACCACCACCAAUAGUAACACAAAUAUGGUUGAAAAUCUACCAUCACACCAGUCGAGCACUCAGCUCAAUCGAUCUCCGCUGCUUGGUCCAGUUUCAACAGGCUGGGGAGACAUGCCUAAUGUUCAUUCAAAGGCUGAAGCUUCUUGGGGAGAAUCAUCAUCUCCUGCUGCUACGGUUGAUAAUGGCACAGCAGCUUGGGGAAAGCCACCCAGCAGUGGUGCAGGAUGGGGAGAUAAUUCUGAGCCAUCAGGGACAUUUGGAAGAACAAGCGCCCCAGCAACUGCCCCAGCCCUGUGCAAACAAGCUUCAAAAUCUAUGCAAGAAGGCUGGGGCAGUGGUGGGGAUGAAAUGAACCUCACUACCAAUCAGUGGGAAGAUGAAGAAGGAGAUAUGUGGAAUAAUGCUGCUUCACAAGAAAGCAACUCCUCCUGCAGUUCCUGGGGGAAUGCCCCAAAGAAAGGACUUCAAAAGGGCAUGAAGACAUCUAGCAAGCAAGAUGAGGCCUGGAUCAUGAACCGUCUGAUUAAACAGCUCACAGACAUGGGCUUUCCGAGAGAGCCAGCUGAAGAAGCUUUGAAGAGUAACAAUAUGAAUCUUGAUCAGGCCAUGAGUGCUCUGCUGGAAAAGAAGGUGGAGAUGGACAAGCGUGGGAUGGGAGUGACUGACUAUAACGGAAUGGUCACCAAACCCCUUGGCUGCCGCCCACCGAUCUCCAAAGAGUCUUCCAUGGACCGCCCCACCUUUCUUGACAAGGAUGGCGGCCUAGUGGAAGAGCCCACUACUUCACCAUUUUUGCCUUCACCAAGCCUGAAGCUCCCCCUUUCAAACAGUGCACUCCCUAAUCAGACCCUGGGUGGGAUUGCCUCAGGGCUGGGCAUGCAAAACUUGAAUUCUUCUAGACAGAUACCGAGUGGCAAUCUGGGUAUGUUUGGCAAUAGCGGAGCAGCACAAGCCAGGACCAUGCAACAGCCGCAGCAACCGCCAGUACAACCUCUUAACUCAUCCCAGCCUAGUCUUCGUGCUCAAGUGCCUCAGUUUCUAUCCCCUCAGGUUCAAGCACAGCUUUUGCAGUUUGCAGCAAAAAACAUUGGUCUCAACCCUGCACUAUUAACCUCGCCAAUUAAUCCUCAGCAUAUGACGAUGUUGAACCAGCUCUAUCAACUGCAGCUGGCAUACCAACGUUUACAGAUCCAGCAGCAGAUGUUACAGGCCCAACGUAAUGUUUCUGGACCGAUGAGACAACAAGAGCAGCAAGUUGCACGUACAAUCAAUAACAUGCAGCAGCAGAUCCAGCAGCACCAGCGGCAGCUGGCCCAGGCCUUGCUCAUGAAACAGCAGCAGCCUCCCCCUCCACAUCUCUCUUUGCACCCCUCUGCAGGCAAAUCAGCCAUGGAGAGCUUUUCACCCCAUCCCCAGGGUCCUGGCCUACCUGACCUGCAGACCAAAGAGCAACAGUCUUCAAUGAACACCUUUGCUCCUUACCCAAGUCUCGCUGGACUGAACCCAAACAUGAAUGUAAACAGCAUGGACAUUACUGGUGGUUUAUCAGUGAAGGACACUUCUCAGUCUCAGUCUCGCCUUCCUCAGUGGACACACCCCAAUUCAAUGGAUAAUUUAUCCAGUGCUGCUUCUCCACUUGAUCAGAAUCCUAGCAAGCAUGGUGCUAUCCCUGGAGGCUUAAGCAUUGGGCCUCCGGGUAAGUCCUCCAUUGAUGACUCUUAUGGCCGGUAUGAUUUAAUCCAAAACAGUGAAUCACCAGCCAGCCCUCCUGUAGCCGUUCCCCACAGCUGGUCACGUGCCAAAUCUGAUAAUGAUAAAAUCUCAAAUGGUUCCAGCAUUAACUGGCCACCAGAAUUUCAUCCUGGAGUGCCAUGGAAAGGACUUCAGAAUAUUGACCCUGAGAAUGAUCCUGAUGUCACUCCGGGAAGUGUCCCCACUGGACCUACAAUUAAUACAACAAUACAGGAUGUUAAUCGUUAUCUUCUCAAAAGUGGAGGGUCAUCCCCAACAUCAUCUCAGAAUGCCACGCUGCCUUCAUCGAGUGCCUGGCCUCUUAGUGCCUCUGGCUACAGUAGCUCUUUCAGCAGCAUUGCAUCCGCAUCUAGUGUUACAGGUAAACUGUCAGACAUUAAAUCUACGUGGUCCUCCGGCCCAGUUUCUCACACACAAGCCUCUCUGUCUCAUGAACUGUGGAAGGUACCCAGAAACACUACUGCACCUACUAGACCUCCUCCAGGCUUAACAAACACCAAGCCCUCUUCUACCUGGGGUACCAGUCCACUUGGCUGGACCAGCUCUUACUCCUCUGGUUCUGCCUGGAGCACUGACAGUUCAGGAAGAACGAGCAGCUGGCUGGUCCUCCGUAACCUCACGCCCCAGAUCGAUGGUUCUACACUGAGGACUUUGUGUUUGCAACAUGGUCCUCUAAUUACAUUCCACCUAAACCUGACUCAAGGAAAUGCUGUGGUCCGAUAUAGUUCCAAGGAAGAAGCUGCCAAAGCUCAAAAGUCUCUGCAUAUGUGUGUCCUCGGAAACACUACCAUACUGGCUGAGUUUGCUGGUGAAGAGGAAGUAAACCGUUUCUUAGCACAAGGCCAACCACUGCCACCCACUUCCAGUUGGCAGUCCAACACUGGAACCAAUCAGACUCGCAUGGGCUCCACAAGCAGUUCUCAUGGAUUGGUGCGAAAUGAUGCAGGCCACUGGAACACCCCAUGCCUGGGAAGCAAAGGAAGCAGCGACCUGCUCUGGGGUGGAGUUCCUCAGUACUCCAGCAGCCUUUGGGGCCCUCCAAGCACCGAUGAUGGCAGAGUUAUUGGAAGCCCUACACCUUUAAAUACUCUGCUUCCUGGUGACCUUCUCAGUGGGGAAAGUAUCUAGGAAAACAGAUCAAUGAAAUGGAAAUAACAAUCAUCAGCACUAAAGGAAAAAAAGGAUAACCCUUUCCAGUCCAGGGCUUCACAAAGAAUCCAGCUUUAAUAGAUCAGACUGGCAGCCCUUUUUUAGUACCUCUGUCCAAUAUUGACUAUGAAACUCUGCCAAAGUCCUUGUGAACUGUUGUGAAAACAGUAUGGGCUACUUUUGGUCAGUUUCACAUGCUAAUGACAGGUUGUUUUUUCCAUGGCUUUUUGUUUUAUGUUGUCUUAUGUUUAUAUGGUAUGUUUUGUGUUUUGUAUUUUUAUUUUUUUAAGUAUAAAAGCUGCUUAGAAUAGUUCUAUCAUGAAGGGCACUUUUCAGAUUGUGGGCUGGAAAGGGUUAUUUUAUCAAGGUGGGGAGGGGGUGGGAGGGAGAAGUGAAAGCCUAUUUAAAAUGAGCCUGUGACUAUUAUGCACAUUACCAGAGGCGGACCCAGUCAUCAGAAGGAGUAAGCAUGGUUAUAUCAUUGAUACAGUAAAGUCAUGCAUCUGAAUGGUGACUCAUGACUGUAAAGUACAAGUUAAAGUGGGGAGGGAGGGAGUUUCCUAUUCUCUGCUCCCAGGGAUCCGCCUAUGCACAUUUCCCUUGUUUGGUUACUUUUCCAUGUCAUUUUUUUAAACCCCCAAAAUAGAAAAAGUUUAAAAAAAAAACAUAUCAAACAUGCAAAUACUUGAAUCCAGCAGGCCAAUAAUGAAAUGUGAACACUUUCUAAGUCUAAUUUUACACUUCCAGGUUGACAUCAAUAUACAGAAACAGGCUCUAGGAAAAAAUUUCUAACUUCAUAUACUAUUGUGUGUGUUGGAAGAGAAAUGUGUAUGCGUGCGUGUGUGCGUGUGUGUGUGCACAUAUGUGUGUAUGUGAGAAAGUGUGUGAAUGAUUUAACAAUGUGGGGUUUUUUCCCUUUUACUCAGUAUAUGCUUUUUUUUCCUCAUUGGUCAAACGUUUAAUUGUUGUUAGCUUCUAACUUUGCACUGAGUGUCAGCAACCCUUCACGUAGCUAAUCCUAUAUGUCUGAAAAAAUUAAUAGGAUGGGUUAGCGACAAUUCAUGUGUAAAUGUUUACUCAAGGACUCUGUUGUUGCGUUAAAAUUACAUUGUGUAUCUCUGGAGAAUAAUAUGUAUACCUACCUUUAGCAGCUUUUUAUUGUGGACUAAUGCAAGAAAAUUAUUACCGGAGUAUUGCACCAUUUUUCCAUUGGGGAUAUAAAGAUUUAAAAAAAAACUUUUUGAACUGUGGCCAUAGAUACUUGUAAAGAAUGGAUGGUUCCCUGCAAGCUGGAACAGAAACAAGCACUUGGGACAUAGGUUUAGACUGCUUUUAGAGGAGCCAAUGGUUUGGCUCCCACCUGUUUACAGACCUUUUUUUCUCCUUCAAACUUUAAAAUAAAAUUUUAAAAGGAAUAAAAAAAAAAAAAGACUUCCAUCGCUAAAGAAACCUAUUUUCAGAAUGAAGAUAUGCUACUUCAGAGCUCUGGGAUUGAACAGUGUUGUUAUAUUAUCCUUUCUUUGGCCAUUGUUGUGUACUUUUUGUUAUUUUUUUUUCUUCCUCUUCGUCAAAGUGGCGAAAACUUUGUGGUCACUAUCUUGCACAUGGUGGAAGAGGUCUCAGGAAAGCCGGGUUUCCCGAGGAGCAACUCCACACCAUUUCAUGUAUUUUUAAACCCAACUCCUAGCACUGAAGAUAUUAUUAAAAAAAAAAAACAACAACAACAACAACGAAAAAGAGACACAAAAAAAA
Vombatus ursinus (common wombat) is the source of this 7676-nucleotide messenger RNA. It is a transcript of the gene TNRC6C, whose product is annotated as trinucleotide repeat containing adaptor 6C. The transcript is spliced from 23 exons. Bases 486 to 5903 code for a protein of 1805 amino acids. Gene Ontology annotation, molecular function: protein binding; RNA binding. The record is from RefSeq and is a predicted model, not a curated record. Gene Ontology annotation, biological process: positive regulation of nuclear-transcribed mRNA poly(A) tail shortening; miRNA-mediated post-transcriptional gene silencing. NCBI's taxonomy places the organism in Eukaryota, Metazoa, Chordata, Mammalia, Diprotodontia, Vombatidae. Gene Ontology annotation, cellular component: nucleoplasm; P-body.